Messenger RNA from Nicotiana tabacum (common tobacco), 1383 nucleotides. NCBI's taxonomy places the organism in Eukaryota, Viridiplantae, Streptophyta, Magnoliopsida, Solanales, Solanaceae. The record is from RefSeq and is a predicted model, not a curated record.
UUUCCUCUUUCUUUUCUUCUCUCUGUUGUUAUUCUCUGUUCCCUUAAUUUUCUCCAAUGAAUCUUCUUUCUUCUACACAUUCUUCUUCUUCUUCUUCUUCUUUAAUAUGUCUUCUUUUACUAUAUUUUUCUGUAGUUUCAUUUGCAGCUUUAAAAAACCAUCCAAAUCAACAUAAAAGGCCAAAUCUUUUGGCUAAUAUUACUUCAUGUUCUCUAUUUAUGGGUUCAUGGGUUUAUGAUGAAACUUAUCCAUUAUACCAAUCUUCUUCUUGUCCCAUUAUUGAUCCACAAUUUAAUUGCCAAAAUUUUGGUCGACCUGAUACAGAUUAUCUUAAAUAUAGAUGGAAACCUGCUAAUUGUGAUAUUCCCAGGUUUAAUGGGCUGGACUUUGUGAGGAAAAUGAGAGGAAAGACAGUGAUGUAUGUUGGUGAUUCUUUAGGAAGGAACCAAUGGCAGUCGUUGAUUUGUAUGAUUUCAGCUGCGGUCCCACGAGCUCGAACACAGAUGAUCACGGGUGAUCCUAUCUCUACUUUCAAAUUUCUGGAUUAUGGAGUGAGUGUAUCAUUUUACAGAACACCAUAUUUGGUAGAUAUAGACUCAGUACAAGGGAAGAAUGUGCUGAGAUUGGAUGAUAUAAGUAAGAAUUCCAAUGCUUGGAAAGGUGUAGAUGUUCUCUCUUUCAACACUGGCCAUUGGUGGACACACAAAGGCUCUCUCCAAGGGUGGGAUUAUAUGGAUGCAGGAGGGACAUUGUAUGAGGAUAUGAACAGGCUAGUGGCAUUAGAGAGAGGCCUAAGGACAUGGGCAAGAUGGAUUGAUGCCAAUAUUGACAAAAGUAGAACCAGAAUCUUCUUUCAGGGCAUUUCACCUACACAUUACAAGUAUGUCAACUCUCUCUCUACUUGUGGUGCAAAAUUGUUAUAUGGAUAUUCAAUUUCAAUCAAAUUGGAAUCGACUAUAUAAAUUCUCACUAGUCAUGUUAUUCUCCUUAAGCCCUUCUCGAUCUAAUAUUAAAUAAUGUUGGGCUCACACAAGCUUAAAUAAUGGAGCAAUACGAGUAAUAAGAAUUUAUAUAACUGAUCUUAACUUUCCCAGGAUUGGAGUAUAACAUUUGUUGUUCUUGUUUUUUUGCAAAUUUUGUUGGACCGGCCCCUUUAGUGCAUGUCUAGGGUAAAAAGAAUUUUUUUUAGAAACUGUCAAUUUUAAGCCGCUUCCAAAAAUAAUAACUAAUAAAAUGUAUAUUUUGUGUGUAUAUAUAUAUACAUACAUACACACACACACUUUUUGGAAGCCAGUUUUGUAUUUUGCCCAAACUUUUAGUUAGGGGUGUACAAAGGAAACCGACAAAUCGCAACAACCCGAUAAUCCGAGUGAAACUGAGAAA